Molecule: messenger RNA, 2026 nt
Organism: Lolium perenne
Lineage: Eukaryota; Viridiplantae; Streptophyta; Magnoliopsida; Poales; Poaceae
Biological process (GO): protein ubiquitination
Cellular component (GO): Cul4A-RING E3 ubiquitin ligase complex
Source: RefSeq, a predicted model, not a curated record
CCGUGACACGGCGGCCCAUACAGAAAAAGCCGCAGCGAAAUCUCGCCGGCGAUUUUUGUCCGGCCGGCGUCGCGUCUCUCUCUCCGUGCGGCGGCGGGAUGGCGGCGGACUGGGAGGGGAUCCACCCGAGGGAGCUGCGGCAGAUGGAGGAGAUCCGGGAGCUCGACAUGGAGGAGCUCAACGUCGAGACGGAAGAGGAAGGCGGCGGCGACGAGGAGGAGGAGGAGGAGGAGGAUGAUGAGGAAGAGGAGGAAGUAGACUACAGCCGCCUCCUCGCGGUGCACUCUUUCAGGAGGUUGGAUAGGAGGAAUGGACGGGCUAUCAGAUCCAGCCAUGAUGCCUCUCUGCACGGCUAUCUUGGUGAGGUCGAGGAUACACCGGGUAGAAAAGUUGCUCUCUUAGAUGCUGGCGCAAUCCUCAGCCUGCCAAUGCUCUUUCUUCACGGUGUCGUCCUAUUUCCUGAAGCUAACUUGCCUCUGAGACUAAUUGAGACUAGGCUUGUGGCAUCUGUUGAGAAGGCUUUGAGGCAUGUCGAUGCUCCAAACACAAUUGGCGUGGUUCUCAUGUACAGACGGCCAAAUCGUCGAUAUUAUUCUGGUGCUUCAGUUGGAACAACAGCAGAGAUACGGCAACUUGGACGGCUGGAUGAUGGUUCAGUAAAUGUUAAAGCACGCGGUCAGCAGAGAUUUCGUCUGAUCCGUCACUGGCAGGACGUUGAUGGGGUGGUGUGGGGUGAGGUUCAAAUAAUUGAAGAAGAUGCCCCUCUAAGAACUCCAAGAGAUGCAUUUGCACAGCUAGCUGCAUCUAGCAGCUUCCAACCGCAUACUUCUUCGCCUGUUACGAAUUUGGAUGUGUCAUUAAGCGAGCAGCAGGACCAUAUGGAUUCAGAUGUAGAUUGUGAUUCUUCAUCUCUCAAAAGUACUGCAAGUGAUCAUUCAAUGGUUGAUACAAAGAUUUACCAUUCAAGUUCACAAUCCAGCAAUUCAAUGAAGUUCUGCAUAUCUAGUCAGUCUGGCAAGAAUACCGAUAUGGAUGAGGAGGAUUAUGUUUGCUCGACACCACCCUCAAGCGCAAGAAAAACAGAUACAAAGCAACAACAUCAGUACAAUGCUGCUAGGUACCGAAAGCAGCCUUGUCAGGCAUCAUUAUCAUUUUGGCCUCAAUGGACUUAUGAAAUGUACGACUCAUAUGCACUUGCUCGCAGAGCUGCUGACUUGUGGAGACUGAUAAUAAAAAAGCAAAUCAUGGAUGAUUAUGUAACAAAACCUGAUCUUUUGUCAUUUUACAUCGGAAGCCAACUUCCAGUAUCAGAACCUCUCAGACAAAAAUUGCUAGAGAUUGAUGGAAUUUCAUAUCGCCUACGGAGGGAGAUCCAGCUUCUAAAUGCCUGCGACAUCAUAAAAUGUAGAUACUGCAAGUCUGAGAUAGCAAAACGCAGCGACGUGGUGGCGAUGUCUAGCGAUGGGCCUCUCGGUACUUACGUCAACCCUCAUGGUUUCGUGCAUGCGACAAUCACAGUGAACAAUGCAACUGGGCUUGCUCUUGAGGGGAGUCCUUCAAAAGUACACAGCUGGUUCCCAGGAUAUGCUUGGACUAUCGCAUCGUGUGCUGAGUGCGGGUCCAACAUAGGCUGGCUAUUCAGUACCACCAAGAAGCAUCUGCAGCCGAAGUCCUUUUGGGGGAUCCGUAGCUCCCAGAUUGCAGAUAUUGUGGAAGAAGAGCAAGGGAAAGAAUAAUGCACUCUCCAUGUACAUGUACAGCAAACUCUGUCUGGCUUCUGCUGCUUUCUUUUCCACUCCCCUAUUAGAACAUAGAGUGAGAGUGUGGCGCUUGGGUUAUAUCUAUCGUUCUCUCAAUUUUUAGCCAUAGUCCAUAUGCGCCGCCGUACCUGCCUUUCACCUUCAGAAUGGUAGCGGUAUAGUUCUUUGUAAAACUAAAUCACCUAUUUCGUUGGUGGUGUUGUACUGGCAUGCACUGUAGCUCCGUUAUUACAGAAAUUUUCUGGAAUGUAUGUGUCACAAGUCUA